CGGAGGGGGAGGAUAGAUAGAAGCGGGGCGUUUCUUGGUGGGCGGGGAAAGAUCCAUGAAGGAAAGAUGAUGUGAUUGCCAAGUGGCACAAUCAGACGCAGUUAUGAACUCGUCACGGGAAGGUAGGCUGAGGAGGGGACCGGACAGGAAGAAAUAGUUACAUCUUACUUAGGCUGAUGAAGAACGAUCCAUCGAUCGAUCGAUGAAGGGGCUGUAAGGGGGGGAGAGAGAGAGACUCAUAUAAGUAAUCACUUGCCUCGUUGAUUGAUCAAUUCACAGAACGACUGAUUGAUCAAUCUAUUGAUUUAGUCACUAGCUGAUGUAUUGAUUGAUUGAUUGAUCGGUUGAUUGAUUGGUUUCUCAGUUGGUUGGUUUGGUCAUUUGAUUAACUGAUCGAUCCAUUGAGUGGUCGAUUAAUUGUUCAAUUGAUUGAUUGAUUGGCCGAUCGAUCGAUCGAUCGAUUGAUUGAUUGAUUGAUUGAUUGAUUGAUUGAGGGCGAGAGAAUGGGUUGCUGUGGGACCAAAGAGGCGCCGGAAUCAGCGCAACGUGUGGAGAAAUGGAAGAACACGGGGAUAGUAGGGCUGAGGGAACAGAGGUUGAAAUCGUUUCCAGCCGUCCUCUUCACACUGAAGGAGGUUAGGAUUGUGGAUGCGACCAAUAACAGGAUCGCCGAUCUUCCAUCGGAGAUGGCUGGGUUCACGCAGCUGCAGCGACUUAUGAUGGGAGAGAACCAAUUAACGAAACUACCCCCUUUUAUCGGCCAGCUGACCGCCCUCAAGAUGGUAGUCCUCGACUCCAAUCAACUCGCCGCGCUUCCCGACGAGCUCUGCCAGCUGAAGAAGCUGGAGAGGUUGUCGGUGUCGAACAACUUGUUAGAGCAGCUGCCCUCCGCGAUGGGCAAUCUAACGGCCAUGAUUCAUCUUGACGUCAGCAUUAAUCGCAUCAAAUCGAUUCCCGAGUCCCUGGGCGCUUGCACCUCGAUGGAGGAGCUGAGCUUGCAGCACAACGAGCUGACGGCGCUUCCGCCGUCGCUGGCCGACCUCGGCCGCCUGAAGAUAUUUAACGUUGACGGCAACACGAUACCGGAGCUGCCUCCGCGAUUCCUGAGGGGCUGCGCGUCGCUGCACACGCUGUCCCUGCACGGGAACCCGAUCACCGUCGAGGAUCUGCAGAAGAUGGAUGGAUACGAGGAGUACGAGAAGAGGAGAAGAAGUAAGCACGAUAAACAGAUAGCGGCGAAUGUCAUCAUGGGGAAAGCCGGGAUGGAUGAUGGCGUAGAUCGGCCAGCGGCAGCAGCAGCAGCACCAGCAGCCAAAGUCGCAGCCAAAGUCGCAGCCAAGUGAUCAUCAUCCAAUCAUAUCCCGCCCCGGCCCCACCUUCCCCCGCCCCGCGCCCUCUCAGCCCCCGCUUCCACAGAAACAGGUAACAGUAAUACUUUGUAAAACGAGCGGGAGCGACUUUUAUUAUAUUUUUAUGUGUAUGUAUAUGUAUGUAUAUUUACAGACAUAGAUGAUGCAUUAUCUAUAUGGCAUGUAUGAGAUACACAUGUUUCCGCUAGAAAAUCUAUCUUUGUUAUGGAUUCCUGUACUUACGAGGGCAGUAGGAGCAGCGAGGGGGCUAGGAGCUCUGGCAAAAGUGCUAGCAUCACGUGAAACGAGAGAGAGAGAGAGAGAGAGAGAGAGAGAGAGAGAGAGAGAGAGAGAGAGAGAGAGAGAUGAAACAGGUGGCGGGGGGAGAUAGGAGUGAAAAGGCAGAGAAGAUAGAGGUAGGUGGAUUGGUAGAAAGACAGACGGAGAGGCAGGCAAGAGAGCGAAGAAAGAGAGAAGAAGAAGAGACAAAGGAGGGGAGGGAGUGGGGGGAAGGGGAGAGGGGAGGUGUGACACGGCGCUACGUGCAAUUGCGCGCGGAGUCCGACCUGGCAAGCCGUGACAACUGGUAAUGGAUGACGAGAAGAAGAAAGAUGGUUAAUUGAUGAUGUAUCGGGACUUCGUAAUCGAUCCAGGCCUGGGUCAGAAUUCGACCGGAAUGGGAGUCAGGUUCAAGUGGCAGGUAACUUGCGGGAAGAUGAGAUCGUCGUGUGUGAUGGAAGGUAGCGCGGGAGAGAGGCGAUGGCGGGAAAGAGGAGAUGGUCUGUGAGAUGGAAAGUAGCGCGAGGAAAGAGGAGGAGGAGGUGGUGUGAUGUGAUGUGAUAUGAUAUGAUAGAUCGGCGGGUGGGCAGCGGGGGCUCGAGGGGGGUCUGCGCUGGAGGUGGCCGGGUUGUUGUUGAAAGGAGGAGGAGGUUCUCUCUCUUGGAACAUUGAAAUUUUGGCGGGUAAAGAAAGUGUCCAGGGUAAGUGGAAGGGAUUGCUUAUUUUUAUCU
Messenger RNA from Chara braunii, 2359 nucleotides. The record is from the annotation of a GenBank genome assembly. NCBI's taxonomy places the organism in Eukaryota, Viridiplantae, Streptophyta, Charophyceae, Charales, Characeae.